AUGUUCUCCGCCGCUAUUACAGUCGCGCUGCUGUCGGCAGCUGGCAGCCUGGCCAGCCCGGUCGCCUGCCCCAAAGAGACGUCAACGUGCGCCUCGCCUUCGGGGAACCUGACCGUGUCUGCAUUCCAGCUGUACCCCGAAAAUGCCGAGUUCGACGCGAAACGAUGCGUUACAUACUUUAGUGUUCUCUACAAUGCCUCCGUUGCGGUCUACGAUGCGACAAAGAAUGAGGUAUCGGAAAUCAUCGAAUUUCCCGGUCUCAGUGGAAAGCCAGAGUUUCACUCCAGCGGAAUGCGUGUACGCCCUGACGGGCAAUUGGCUACCGUAGUCAACGCGGGCGCCGCCUUCGACACGUCUGGACAGGAUAUCUCGGGCGACAACUUCCUCGUAACUUACGACCACGACAGCAAGAAAGUCACCUCUCAGGUCAACCUCACCGCUGUAUCCAACGGCGUGUACGGCGGCUUCCAAGACCUUACUUUCGACACCUGCGGCAACACCUUCGUCGUGGGUACCUACCCGGGGAGCAUCAUCAAGGUCAGCGCGGAUGGCUCCAAGGCCGUUCCCUGGAUCGUCGAUCGUAUCUCGAACCGUACCACUGCGGGCUACACUGGCAUCGUUUCACGAGGCAACACUCUCAUCGCCAGCAACGGCAAGGACGGUGGUCUUUACCGGUUCGACGCGACCAAGGCCCAGGGCGAGCCGAUCGCCAUCCCACUGGCUGGAAACAGGACCCUCGGCAAGGACCUGGACCAGGUCUACAUGCCCGCCAAGUACGGAGGCAACACCAUCCUGGUCUCGGACACUAGCGACGGCACUGUCGUCGUUCGGUCGGAUGAUGACUGGAAGUCCGCUAAGAUAGUCGGCACCGUCGCGAACGCGCUCCAGUCCCAAGAUGGAUUCUCGGUCGCCACCGUCCAAAUCGCUGAGCGCAUCUAUGUCGUCACCGAAUACUUCUUGGACGCGAGCAACAAGGUCCCUGGGACCAAUGCCGGUAACAGGACCGAGUUCCCGCUUCGAGACAUCACCGACGAAGUGGACGCCAUGUUGCAGAAGGUCCCUGCUACCCGGCGAUAA
Molecule: messenger RNA, 1077 nt
Organism: Purpureocillium lilacinum
Lineage: Eukaryota; Fungi; Ascomycota; Sordariomycetes; Hypocreales; Ophiocordycipitaceae
Source: RefSeq, a predicted model, not a curated record